This is a messenger RNA of Triticum dicoccoides, 1838 nucleotides long. RefSeq names its product zinc finger protein CONSTANS-LIKE 4-like. The record is from RefSeq and is a predicted model, not a curated record. NCBI's taxonomy places the organism in Eukaryota, Viridiplantae, Streptophyta, Magnoliopsida, Poales, Poaceae. The transcript is spliced from 5 exons. Gene Ontology annotation, molecular function: DNA-binding transcription factor activity; protein binding. The coding region runs from base 360 to 1547 and encodes 395 amino acids. Gene Ontology annotation, biological process: regulation of flower development. Gene Ontology annotation, cellular component: nucleus.
GGCUUGCCCGUUUCAGUUUUAACUGAGGGCAUGUUGGUCUUUGACCGCGGUACAUGUGUGCGCUCCUUGUCCUAAUUAAGUAACCGGGGCCGCCUAAUUGUCCUAAUCUCCUGUUGAAAAUCCACAUCUUGUUACAAAAAGUGCCCGUAUCUCAUGGCUAUAAUUAGCCCAGACUCCUAGUUCCUGAUCUUCCUGUUCCUGGCCUUAUAAAUAGAAGCCGUUGCCAUUUGCAUGGUCUACAAGCUUCUCAUCUCUUCCUCUUCCUCUCCCACCCCCUCUGCGGUUUCAUCCAGAAAAGAUCGAAGCAAAACAUUGGAGUGCUCGCCGCCGGCCGGGGUUUCCAAUCGACGGUGCACGCCAUGCUCGACGACGAUCAGUCCUUCACCGAGGGCAUCUCGAGCCCCAUAGCCGCGCACAUCCUCGACUUCUGCGACGAUGGCAGCGGCGGCGGCGAUCUCUUCGGUGCGGUGAACGCGGCGUCCGACGUGUUCGCUGCCUCAUCGGAGGACGCCUCGUCGUCGUCCACCACCACGCCUCCUCUCUGCAGCCAUGGCGACAACAUGUCGUCGGGCGCGGCCGCGGCCACGACCACGGCCACCUUCUCCCCCUUGCCGUCCCUCGACUCCACACUCUCGGCACUCCUCGAGGAAGACCAGCCGCCUGGCCCCGACGCCGAGCUCCUCCUCCCAAUAGACUACGCGUUUGCGGCGGCGGCGGCGGGCACGGACGAGACCCAGACGGAGCAGCAACAGUUUGGCCAGAUGGUGCUCCCGGUGGUGACCGCGGCAGAGCACCACCCGGCGCUGCAGACGCAAAUGAGCAGCACGGCGUCCGACCUCAUGCAGCUCACCUCGGGAUACACCGACGAGUGCUUCGCGGCGGCGCUGGCCGGAGGGUUCAUGGGGCUGGAGGAGACCCUGUGCCAGCAGCAGCCUGGCGCGAUGCUCCCCGGCGCCGCCGACGCGGCGACGCAGGGGUGUUACGCGACCCAGGGAGGUUUCUUCGGCGGCGGCGGCGGUUGCACGGGCACCGUGAUGUCGAUGAUGCUGGGGAUGGAGGAGAUGGGCGAGUACCAGAGGAUGAUGGAGGGCGGCGCGCUGGUGGACGCCGACUCCGCGGGGCAGAUGGCGUUCCCUACCGCCGCAGAGAUGCAGAUGGGAGGCAGCGGGAGCCCCGGGCGGCUGCCGGCGGCGGGAGAGACCUCGAGCCUGGAGGACACGAGCUUCAAGGCCGCCCGCCUCUCCGUGGAGGAGAGGAAGGAGAAGAUCCACCGGUACAUCAAGAAGAGGAACGAGCGGAACUUCAGCAAGAAGAUCAAGUACGCGUGCAGGAAAACCUUGGCGGACAGCAGGCCGCGCGUCCGCGGGAGGUUCGCCAAGAACGACGAGUACUGCGAAGCGUCCACGGCGAUGGGAUCACAGAACCACGAGGAGUACGAGCAGAUGCCGGGCGUGAAGGCGGAGGACAUGCUCGACCCCGACGCGCUGGCGCACAUCAGCGGGAUGAGCUCCUACAUGUACAACCACACGGUGGAGUCGUGGAUAUAAUCUAACUCACGACGAACACGAGCCCCCGCUAAUUCCAUUUUUCCCCAACCUAUUUUACACGUGCAGAUUUUUAACAGCCUGUUUAACUUGAUUUUGGUCCCGUGGAAUAAUUUUGUAGCUCCUGAAGCGGCGAGUUGAAUUUACUUACCAUGUAGGGUCGGCCGGUCUGUUGUGUCAGUCGAAAUCUGCUUUUCGCUUGUUGCAGCUAAUUCUUGCAGGUGAAUGUGAGGUUUUAGAGUUUGCGGAGGAGUUGUGUACUUGUUUUUUUUUAAUAGAAAACACAGCUUCAGG